AUGAAGCCAAGCGCAGAGGUGCUUGUCGUCCCGUCGCUGCAUGACAAUUUUGCCUACGUCAUAAUCGAUGAAAAAACGAAGAAGGCAGCAUGUGUAGACCCAGUGGAGCCAGAAAAAGUCCUCCGAAAAAUCGAGAACUUGAACGUCGACUUGGAAUACGUCCUCUGCACGCAUCACCAUUAUGAUCAUUCAGGAGGGAACAUACGCAUGAAGGAGCUGAGGAAAAAAAUUAAAGUCGUCGGGUCGGCGUACGAAUCGACCCCUGGUGUCACUGAAAAGGUUUACGACAGCCAGAUUGUGCGUCUAGGCGAAGUGUGCAUAAGGGCCAUUCAUGCACCGUGUCACACGAGGGGGCAUAUCAUGUAUUAUGCAUACAAAAUGGAUGACCAGAAAAACGAAGAUAACAACUAUGCCCCCAUUUUGUUCACUGGAGAUACACUAUUUAUUGCCGGGUGUGGCAGGUUCUUCGAGGGUAGCGCCAAGGAAAUGUUCAAAAAUAUAGAAAAGGUUAAAGGGUAUCGGAAGGAAACGCUCAUUUACUGCGGACAUGAGUACGCCCUUAACAAUUUGAGAUUCGCCAUGAGCAUCGAAAAGGACAACGAACACAUGAAAAACAAAAUGAAGGAGGUGGAAGAAAAAGUCAACAACAGAAAGCCAUCCGUCCCAUCCACCAUCGAACAGGAAAACCUGAUCAAUCCAUUUUUCAGGACCCAUCAUUACACGGAAAAGUUCAGCACCACGGAUGAGGUAAAAAUAUUGGAUAAGUUACGCGAAUUAAAAAACAAUUUUUAG
Molecule: messenger RNA, 792 nt
Organism: Plasmodium coatneyi
Lineage: Eukaryota; Apicomplexa; Aconoidasida; Haemosporida; Plasmodiidae
Product: Hydroxyacyl glutathione hydrolase
Exons: 7
Coding region: 1-792 (263 amino acids)
Molecular function (GO): hydroxyacylglutathione hydrolase activity
Source: RefSeq, a predicted model, not a curated record